AUGAGGAGGCUCUUCUACAGGGCUCACGUGGGCAGCGAGUUAUGCAACGUAGAGUUCAAGAGAGGAGGUCAGGAGUACCUGCGCACGUCCUUCCGAGCCCACCUGCGGCGCUACACCUGUGCCUUCCUGAACAGCGGAGGGGGCAGCCUGCUGGUAGGGGUGGACGAUGACGGGGUGGUGAGGGGGCUACGUUGUGAUCACAGGCAGGAGGACCAGGCACAGUUGCUGGUGGACUCCAUCCUGAGGGGCUUCCACGCCACACUGUUACCAUACUCCUACACCUUGGCCUUCCUCCCAAUCAUCAGACCUGGGCCCGAAGGCCAGAAUCUGAAGGUUCUGCACCUCACCCUGUGCCCCCUUCCAGCCCUCACCCAGCAGGACCUGUACCAGACCGACCAGGGAGAGGUGUUCCUCAGGAGAGAUGGCAGUGUGGAGGGACCUCUGUCUGCUAGCGCCAUCCAGGAGUGGGCCAGGCAGGAACAGUCAAGACCCUGGACCCCCACGCUGCCCUCAGUGCCAAUGUACAGAGUGCAGAUCAAACAGCUUAUGUGA
Salvelinus fontinalis (brook trout) is the source of this 552-nucleotide messenger RNA. RefSeq names its product schlafen-like protein 1. Lineage: Eukaryota; Metazoa; Chordata; Actinopteri; Salmoniformes; Salmonidae. The coding region runs from base 1 to 552 and encodes 183 amino acids. The transcript has 5 exons. The record is from RefSeq and is a predicted model, not a curated record.